CGACGAUGAGCACAGCGCGGGAUGGAAAUGGUUCUGCCAAGUGCGCCUUUUCCCAGCGUCGAUCAAUCUUUCUCCGUCGUGGUAUGAGCUGCAAACCGUGCUCGUGCGUCCAGCCCCAUUUUGGCUCUCAUGAGAUAUCUGGAAGUGCUGCUCAUUGGACACCAGUUGUCGAUGAUGUUCUUGUCCUGCAGCUCGAGAUCGGAGGAAUGAUGGAUAGUCGUCGGAAUCGGGCUCCGCAUGGCGACUGAAGUCGGCGCGAACCAGCGCGUUCGCGCUCGACACGACUCACCUGUGGAGGCUGAGUGGUAUAAGCGGACAUACUGGUGCAUGCUCUGCUCGGAUAUGAUACUCAGCGUGCUUCUGGGGAGAAGUAAAUUGUCUAACUCGGCCGACUUCGAGAUUGACCUUAAACCGCUGGAGCGCGAGGACCCGAUCCUGGUCAAAUAUGCAUUUUCGCUCGUGAAUCUAAUGCAAAUACUGCAGCGAAUUCAGGAUGAAAUUCCCAGUCUCAUCGCAUCGUUUCCUUUCAGCCGCAAAGAUCGCAAUCUCGAACAAACUGUCAUUGGAUUGGACUCAGCGCUCAACCAAUGGGUUGAUACUAUUCCAGAAGAGUGCAAGUCCCCAGAUCGUAUCCGACUUAACCAAUCUGCGUGUCUUUAUGCGACGUAUUAUGUGAGACUGCUUUUAAGUAGGACGCUGCUGCUCUCGCUCAUGCCAUCUCCUUUCAGCAUGAUCUUGCUGCAUCGGCACUUCAUUUCUACUCCAGGGAAGGAAGCGAAUUUUCCUGCCACUAGCCUUCCUUCUCUCGCCAUCUGUGCUAGUGCCGCUCGCUCGUGCUGUCAUGUGAUGGCUGUACAAAUCAAGCGCUCCAUUGGGCCGCUGCACAACCCGCAACUCCUGAAUGCGGUCUUUGACGCAGCCACCGUUCUCAUAUUCAGCGUGCACAAAAAUGCGCGCAGUGCGGACUCGGAUCCGAGCAUUCGAGAGUCCCAGGCCGUGCUGGGCGCGUACGAGUCGAGGUGGCAUGUUGCUGGUCGAAAUGCCGACAUCCUGGUGGGCAUCCUGGCCGUGCGCGCGACGGAGUUGUCGGGCCCACCAGCGGUCUUCGAGCAGCGCGACCGCGAUCGUCACUUCCUGGGGUCGCUUCCGAUGUCCAGCCGCGAGAUGGGCAGACUUCCAGUCUUCGAGCCCUUUGAUCAGGAGUUCUUCCUGCUGUUGGAGCAGAAUUUGAGCCAGAAUCAGUCGAAUUCAGAUCUGGAUGGGUUGGAUAGUAGCUCACAAUGGACUGGGAGUUGACGCUGCCCGUCACAACGUGGACAUCUGGAGUGGGUACGGAGGAGAUUCAUUCUAUAAAGGCCUCUGCCAGUGUGCGAAACGUAUCCCUUUCUUGGUCUUCUUUAGACCCAACUUCAAUGUGAUUGGGUUUGUAUCUUC
This is a messenger RNA of Mycena citricolor, 1434 nucleotides long. Lineage: Eukaryota; Fungi; Basidiomycota; Agaricomycetes; Agaricales; Mycenaceae. The record is from the annotation of a GenBank genome assembly.